CGUCUGCAUUGCAAUUAAGUAAUUUAGCCAGUGUGUCCAUCCCAUGCAAUACCUUCAGUGACAGUCAAAUACCCGUUCUUCUAAUAAGUCAUGAGUAAGGAGUGGAGGUAGGCUACACACUGAAAUUCAGUAUUUAUCAGCUAGUGGGAAGGAGAAAUGCGUACACACAGGCGGCAAUAUUGUUCCACCCUAUGAUCGUUGAGGUGAAUCAGGAUGGGUUUCCCGCAAAACAAACUGGGCCACGUGCUGUUGCAGUUAAUUGAGGCGUGAUAUUCUCCUUACCCACACCAAAUGUGUACAGGACAGGUACAGCUUAUGGGUGAUGUAUAAUAAGGUUCCGAUAAUGUUGUCAAUUGCUAACAUUAUUGCAGUAAGCGUGAAAUAGAGGUGAAAAUUCUCCACUAGGAAACAUGAGCCUCUAUCACGUGACUGGGAUCAGCUGGGAUUUGGCGGGACCAGCCACACGGGGGCCGGUGACGUCACGGGAGAACGCCUCGCGCUCAUUGGCCGUAGUAACGUCCCUAGCUCGUGGUUGGUGGAGACGCUGUUCCCAAAAUCCUUUGCGUUAGCGGCUUCCAUUUUGAGUUGAGAUGAUGUGGUGGUGGAGAGCGGACGCGUGUUUAGUGUUGUGGUAGUCUCCGCUCGUCUAUGGUAUAGGUGCCCUGCCUUGUUAUGUGUGCUUCCAAAGCCGUAACAUUAGUGAAGUGAGGAACAUGGAUGUGUCAAUGAAGCUGGACUUUGAUAGUUGUGACGACGAGGAAGGAAGUUCUUUCCGCACGUUGAGCUCGGGCUGUGAUGAUGGUGACUUGUCAGGGGACGACUUCAGCACUGCCAUGCCCCCGACUCCGUCCCCGGCGAGGCUCUUCAGCCCUAGGAAGCCUCCCAGACCUGCCGUCAGGCCCGACAGUGAGGUGGCUUCCCAGGCUGUCGAUUCCCCGCCCUACAAGAAGAUUCGUGCCUUGCGGCUCUUCGAUUCCCCAGCAACACCAAAGACAAUAAUACAAAAAAGCACGACAGAAUCUUCAUGCCGAUCAGCAGCCACUAGGUCCAGGUUCUCCCUAGUUCGACAAAGAACACAGGUGCCCCCCGCCAGCCAUGCAACGCCCUCGCCUCCGUCAGCGGGGCAGCAGACGAAGGAGCAGCACCAGGGAAAGUGUUCUGCCAAGGAGGUCGCCAAUAUCAACCCAUUCACGCCGACGGGGAUGAUGCUGUCAAGAAAACGGACACGGUCGAAGAGAGGAUUAAGCACACCCACCGGAGUGACCCAAAUGCCCGAGAAUAUGGACCUGAGCCUGGAAGAAUCGUGUUGUAAUGACUCUUGUGAAGAGUGUGAAGAUGAAGCUGGGCGGCCUACUAAGAGAUUAGCUAUUCAUGAAGCAAAUGUUUCAAGAUACCACCAUGAAUUUUUAGAACUCGAACAAAUUGGCCAAGGCGAGUUUGGUGGAGUGUACAAGUGUCGCCACCGACUGGAUGGUUGCAUAUAUGCGAUCAAGAAGUCUCUCAAACCAGUUGCUGGCUCUAUCAAUGAGAGGAUAGCCUUGAAUGAAGUCUAUGCCCAUGCAGUGUUAGGCAAACAUCCGUACGUGGUGCGGUACUACUCUGCGUGGGCUGAAAAUAAUCAUAUGAUUAUUCAAAAUGAGUAUUGUAAUGGAGGAUCUCUGGCAGAUGUAAUGGCGAACAAACAAGAAAGAAAACUGAAUGAACACACGCUCAAACAAGUUCUGUUACAUGUUGUCAAAGGUUUGAAAUACAUCCACUCUCUCCAGCUGGUACACAUGGAUAUCAAGCCUGCCAACAUCUUCAUCUCCCGGGAACAGAAGAUCAAUUUACAAGGAGAAGAGUCUGCUGAUGAUGGGUUUGAGGAAGAACAUGUGGAAGAGGAGGAGGAGGUCACUUAUAAAAUAGGUGACUUAGGACACGUCACGUCAGUAGUCAACCCACAAGUAGAGGAAGGCGAUUGCAGAUAUCUACCCCGAGAAAUUCUUCAGGAGGACUUUUCUCACCUGCCCAAGGCAGACAUAUUUGCCCUUGGCCUCACCCUUUAUGAGGCAGCGAGAGGCGAGCCCUUGCCUCUCAAUGGAGACGAGUGGCAUGCAAUACGUAACGGGGAGCUCCAGCCUCUCCCAGGGUACAGCCUUGACCUGCAGAUGUUACUGAAGCAGAUGGUACAAGCUGACCCAGCAGCCCGGCCAACGGCAUCCCAGUUAGUCCAUCAUCCAACCCUCUGUCCACCCACUGGCAUGUCAAGAGCACAGCUUCGUCGUGAACUCAAUGCCGAGAGACUAAAGAAUGACAUAUUGUCCCGUCAGUUGAAGGAAGCGGCAAAAUGCCUCCAGAAUUUAACUCCAUCAGUGGCAUCAACCCUUGUGGCUGUGGCAUCUGGUGUGCUGGCUGGUGUGGCACCUGUUAGUGUUCCUGCUGUGCCACAUGCAAGGGCAGGGCCAACCACAAGAAAUUCUAGACUUAUUGGUAAAAAAACAAAUAGAAGUGUGAGUACAAGUAACUUUUAGCAUAUGUUUAGAAAUUAUAUGGUGGUUUUAAUAUGGGGAAGUCAGAAUUUGAGAAAUCUAAAUGGAUUAGUCACUAGUAGUUUUAGUCAUUCGAUAUGGAUUGAAAUCAUGUAUCUGCUGCAUGUGCAUUUUCUAAGGCUGGCAGGUCUGAAGGUUGGCUUCACUUGCAUACAGAUUGAGAAUGCAGAUGCAGUAACUGGUAUGUGGUUUUGGAAUGGCAUGUGGGGUGGUUUGAGUUGGAUGUUAAAGAGGUGGAUCUAGUCUCAGUGCAUGAUAUUUAUUUAUUCAUGCUAUGCUCACAUGGAUGAUAAGCCUAAGGGCCUAGGUGAGGAAUUUUAUUUUAAAAGCUGCAAACUAAGUAUUCCAGUACUGUGGGCUCUGCCUACAGAGGUCAAUGCUGUUCUCAAGAGGUUGGCAAUAUGUAACUAUAUAUUCACCAAUUACUAAGUAUGCUUGUUAAGAGGUGCUUCAGGUUUGUUUGGUUUUGUAGCCUCAGGCUGUCGUGCCUGCAUUGUGUAAUUUUGCAAUUGUGGAAGAAAAUUCAGAAUUUUAUUUGCUUACUGUACAUAUAUUCACUUGAAACUAGAUCAAUUUUCACUUUCAGACACCAAAUAAUUGUUCAAGAUCUGCAUUUUAGUUAAGUAUAAAACCUGGUUGUGCUUUUGCCCUCAGCAUAUUCUAUCAAGUUUGCAUUAUAACAAUCAUAUAAUUAUGUGCCUUAUUAAUUGUGAUAAUAGUUGUAUCGUUAAAAUAUUUUCCAAUUAGCAUUGAUACAAAAAUAUUACUUUUUUUUUUCUCAACAAAUAGGACAAUGUAUAUAAUUAUUCCAUUGAAGUUUUACUUCUGUUUAGUAAUAAAAUUUGUUUGACCAGGAUAAGCUACUACCUAUGGGAUUUUUCUUGACUGUCUUCCGUAAAGACAUUCCGUGUACUGUGAUUUCUUGCCUUCUCUGUACUGUUUUUGUAUAAAUAAAUUUUAUAUUAAUUUCA
Messenger RNA from Eriocheir sinensis (Chinese mitten crab), 3499 nucleotides. RefSeq names its product wee1-like protein kinase (gene Wee1). Bases 714 to 2510 code for a protein of 598 amino acids. Gene Ontology annotation, biological process: protein phosphorylation; mitotic cell cycle. Gene Ontology annotation, molecular function: magnesium ion binding; non-membrane spanning protein tyrosine kinase activity; ATP binding. The transcript is spliced from 5 exons. Gene Ontology annotation, cellular component: nucleus. NCBI's taxonomy places the organism in Eukaryota, Metazoa, Arthropoda, Malacostraca, Decapoda, Varunidae. The record is from RefSeq and is a predicted model, not a curated record.